Molecule: messenger RNA, 2169 nt
Organism: Scomber japonicus (chub mackerel)
Lineage: Eukaryota; Metazoa; Chordata; Actinopteri; Scombriformes; Scombridae
Gene: socs9
Product: suppressor of cytokine signaling 9
Exons: 2
Coding region: 250-1902 (550 amino acids)
Biological process (GO): intracellular signal transduction; phosphatidylinositol phosphate biosynthetic process
Cellular component (GO): phosphatidylinositol 3-kinase complex
Molecular function (GO): 1-phosphatidylinositol-3-kinase regulator activity
Source: RefSeq, a predicted model, not a curated record
UUUUUGUUAACGUCAUUAGUUUAUCUGAGAUGAGUCAGGAGCCAUUUCGUUGGUGAGUUUAACAGUAACUGUCAAGGUUGUUUAACGUCUCCGUGGCCACGAUGCAUGGAUAAUGAUAACGACUCACACAAGGGACGCAGAUGGGAAGCUUCCUGCUGAAAGCUAACCGCAGUUACAAGUCAUCUGCUGGAAACUCCCUCGAGUGCCAUUGACUAGCGCAGCCAUCAACAUUUCACCACAUAAUCCAUCAUGUCAUUACCAAAGGAGUCAGGGAACCGAGGGAAAGAUCGAGAGAGGGGAGCCCGCCCUAAGGUGAGACAGAGUCGAUCAGAGGAGAGACGAGAUGCAGGUGCGGGACGGAAAGGUGGAAAGGGAAAGAAAAAAGGCCUUUCGUCCCACGAGUCAGCAGCAGAGCGGCCUGUCAGUGAUGGCUUUGAGUAUGGUGAGCUUCUAAGUGACCUGGAGAACAGGGACCAAUCUUCCUCCUCUCCUCUUAAAGAGAGUUGGCGAUGGCAGGGUUUGGAAGCGGCUGCCUCAUUACUUGGACCAGAACUAGUAACAGCCAGGCCAGGAUUGGGAACCAUUAGUUCUGCCACAGAAUUAUCUGCACCCGGUGAGGGGGAGGGCAGAGGGGCAAGCAGCAGUCGCACUCUCCGGCAGAAAAUCCAAGAUGCGAUGGGGCAAUGUUUCCCAAUAAAGACGCACAGUGCAGCAGCAGCAGCAGCAGCGGCACCAUCACCACCUCCGCAGGCUCUUUCAUCAUCAGCUGCCUGUGCCUCCUCAAGGCGUAAGAUCCAUCUCAGUGAGUUGAUGUUGGAUGACUGCCCUUUCCCUGUGGGGUCAGAGCUGGCUCAGAAGUGGUAUCUCAUUAAGCAACACACGGCCCCGAUCACCCAGCCUCCAGUGCUUGACACUGAAGUAGUAUGCAGCGCCCCAACUUCAGCUAUGGCCGCUGUGGUGGAGGAUGUAGAUGACAGGUUGCGAGAGCGCAGGCGCAUUAGCAUCGAACAAGGCGUUGAACCGCCACCAAAUGCAGAGAUCCACACAUUUGAGGUGACAGCCCAAAUUAACCCUCUCUACAAGCACGGGCCUAAACUGGCUCAUGGUAUGAACGAGUUGGCAGGGGCGGACAGAGCCUCAGUUCAACAGCAACAGCAGCUUCUUCUCCAAAGGCAGCAGCAGCACCAACUCCUACUACAGAGCUGUCUGGACACUCUGGAUGAGGUGGUGGCCUCUGCCUCAGCAUCAACCUCUGUUCACCCCUGCGAAACCAUCUCCGACCCUCCGGUUGACCCAGAGGUUACAGCGACCAACGUGCCCUCCAGAGCUGUACCUCCUCAAACUGAGCAUCAGAAAUCUCAGGAUGGCUACCGCAUUCACACCCAGAUUGACUACAUUCACUGUUUAGUUCCAGACCUGCUGCAGAUCACCAACCUCCCGUGUUACUGGGGGGUCAUGGACCGCUACGAGGCAGAGACCCUGCUGGAGGGAAAGCCUGAAGGAACUUUCCUCCUGCGUGACUCUGCCCAGGAAGACUACCUCUUUUCCGUUAGUUUCCGGCGCUACGGCCGCUCGCUACAUGCUCGCAUUGAACAGUGGAACCACAACUUUAGCUUCGACGUGCACGACCCCAGCGUCUUCCACGCUCCCACAGUGACGGGUUUGCUGGAACACUACAAAGACCCCAACUCUUGCAUGUUCUUCGAGCCCUUGCUGUCCAACCCCAUCCAUCGCGUGCAGCCAUUCAGCCUGCAGCACAUCUGCCGAUCGGUCAUCAGCAGCUGCACCACCUAUGACGGCAUUAACAUGCUUCCCAUUCCAAAUGCUUUGAAAAAGCACCUGAAAGAAUACCAUUAUAAGCAGAGAGUACGUGUACGGCGAAUGGACACAUGGUGGGAAUGAAGAACAACAAAAAACUUACUGACUAUAAGAAACUACUAAAUAAAUUUUUAAUGCAAAUCCCACCCUAACUGAACUGAACAAUGAAGUCAGCUUAUUCUUCACUCUAUUCGGCUGUAUUAACAUACACUGCACUGUAUUUAUUUAUUUUAUUUCCUGCUGUAUAUGUCUUAACAAUUGUACUAAACUACACUGAUAAGAUGACAUGUAAUCUCACUGACCUUGCACACUCCAAGUUCUUUUCGCUCAAAUUAAACAAACUUAUUUAGA